This is a messenger RNA of Polistes dominula (European paper wasp), 1383 nucleotides long. RefSeq names its product zinc finger HIT domain-containing protein 2. NCBI's taxonomy places the organism in Eukaryota, Metazoa, Arthropoda, Insecta, Hymenoptera, Vespidae. The record is from RefSeq and is a predicted model, not a curated record.
UGUUUUGGUUAUCUUUGAAUGCAUCAAAUUAUCUCCCACUUUCUGUCAUAUGAAUAUAAAUAAGGAUUGUUUUUCAUAUGUGAUUACAAAAUUAUAAUUGAGAGAAGUGAUAAAGAUUUUAAAAAACAUCAUUAAACAAUCGUAGAAUGUUAUGAAAAUGAACAGUAACAUAGAAAGUGAAAAUGACAACACAAAAUAUUGUACAUUAUGCAAUGAAAAAAUCAAAAUUUACACUUGUCCAAGAUGUGGUAUAGGUUAUUGUAGUUUAAAUUGUUAUAAAUCUGAAAGACAUUUGGAUUGUACAGAAAGUUUUUACAAAGAAUGUGUCGAAGAAGAACUUAAAUCUUUGCAAAAUGAUCCUGAAACUAAACUAAAAAUGCUUGAUAUUUUUAAGAGAUUGAACGAACAAGAUAUAGAAAAUGAUACGUUUGAUAGUGAAGAUAAAGAAUUAGAAUUUGAUGAUGAACUAGACUCAGAUGAUGAAACAGACUUACCUGAUUUGGAAGAAAGAUUAAAGAAUAUUAAUUUAGAUAUACCGGAUGAAAUAUGGGCAGUAUUAAACGACGAAGAAAAACAACAAUUUAAAGCUUUAGUCAAAAGCGGAGAAGCUUCUACAUUAUUACCACCAUGGGUACCAUGGUGGAUAACUUCCAGAAAGCCGUUGAUAGAAAGUUUGGACACAAUAGAAGAAAAUGAAACAAGUAAUGAACAUAAAGCAGAAUAUCCAGAAAUAAUAGAUGUUCCACCAUUUAACAUACAGAAAGUGGUUUCAUCAAAAAUAUUAAAUUCUACCAUCACUAACGUGAUUUACGCUUAUGCCUAUGUAGCCCUUUAUUACAACGGUGAUUACUUAAGCCUUUCAGAAGAAGCUACUAAUAUCUUUCUUAGCAUCUGCGACAGUAUGAGAAUAAACAAAACAUUUGAUAAUGAGUUAUCUGCGCUUCAAUCUGUUAAAGAAAAUAUUAUGAAAAUAGAAUAUUUACCCAAAGACGAACAGACGUUAGUAAACUUUGUAGAAGCUACUAUUUUUAUAAUUAAACAUCCAGAAAAAGAACAAGAUACUUCGCAUACUUGUGCUGCUCUCUCCGAGCUUUGGCGAUUGUUAACAAGUGCACGAGAGGAAAUCAAAGUUAAUAAACAUAAGAAAGUAGAAAAGAAUUUUUCGAAAAAAUUAACUCAAGAUAGUGUAAUAAAAAGUUAUAACUUAUCAAGAAAAAUGUUAUUUGCAUGCACGAAAAAAUUAGAAUUUUAUGUAUCAUGGAUCAAAUCUUAUGGCAAAGAUGUAUUUACAUAAAAUAUAUCAAUAACUUAAGAACAUAACCUAAAAACCGGCAUUAACUAUUACUACACAUGAGGUAGCGUUCUAAAGGAAAACAAAUGUUC